Messenger RNA from Aspergillus terreus NIH2624, 2454 nucleotides. RefSeq lists its product as uncharacterized. Gene Ontology annotation, molecular function: protein binding. Bases 1 to 2454 code for a protein of 817 amino acids. The record is from RefSeq and is a predicted model, not a curated record. Lineage: Eukaryota; Fungi; Ascomycota; Eurotiomycetes; Eurotiales; Aspergillaceae. The transcript is spliced from 3 exons.
AUGCCCGUGGAGGUUUCUCUCUGCGUAGAAACGGGCGUCUUUCAUACCCUGCUACACCCUCGGCGAGACCACAGACGGCAGCAAAUUAAGCCAACCAGGACGAUGGACAUCUACCAAGCUGCGAGUCAGGGCAACACAGACGCCCUAAGAGCUGCGGUCGAGCAAGGCUGCAAUGUCAACGCCCCCGAUCAAGCCGGAAAGACCCCUCUUUGGCUUGCUGUACAGAGUGGCCAGGAAGAUGCAUGCGGAUUUCUCAUUUCCCAAGGAGCUGCCUUGAAGGCGCAAGGCCGUAGCAUUCUCGAUGUGGCUGUUCAAGAGGGAUAUACGGAGAUUGUGGCACUGCUGUGGCCGCACUGCAGUGCAGAAAAGGAAUAUCGCUCUCUAGAAAGUGCCAUCUCGCUGGGCUUUCAUGAAAUCGCGGACUUCUUGAUAGGAACCGGGGAGUUUGGACAUCAGUAUCCCCAAACCACUGGAGCUGAAUUGAGUGUGGUGGAUGGAUUCCCUGAGCGCGACAUCGCCGCUUUUCAGCAGUGGGAGAGAUUUUUCUUCGUUAGACGCGGUCAGCAGCUGCAGUUAGGCCCUGUCUUUCUUGGCUACGCGCUUCUUCUCGCUGCAAAGGCGGAUCGCAAUGGCGGCCUUCGAUUGAUGCAGUUCUUGCUUGAGGAAACUGCGGGGGACCCGAACUGCAAGAUCAAGAUUAACGUGCAAUUCGAGACUCCGUUGACAGCGGCUGCUGAGAAGGGCAACCUAGAGAUCCUCGCUGCGUUGAUCGACCAUCCAAACACGAGUUUGACGCUUGCUGGCAAAUAUGGCUGGCCCGCUUUUCUCCACCUCCUGGCAAACCCUCAUUCUAUCUCAACAGAAAGAGGUCGUAACGUCGCGCGCCGAUUGUCUUACGAUGCUUCCCCCAACCAAUUUUUCAAUGGUGAGAGCGGGUCCCGUUUGGAAAGGGCAUUCGAGAAUGUACUUCGGUUCGGCAACACUCGCCUCGUGAGGCAAGUGAUUGAUCUUGUUCGUGGCGCAGCAGGCACCCUUAUACUCCCACUUCUGAUCAGAGCCAAUGAAGCUGACGGUCUGAAGUGGAUCUUCAACUCUGAUACAGUCUUCUUAUCAAAUCCACCACCAGCUUUGUGGGUCGUGCUCUGCCAAUACUUCGAUCGCCAUGAAGAUCCGGACGCCCUGGAGCUGUUCGCUGGCGUUGCUGAACUCUUGGUCGAAAAGAAGACCUGGAACCCCAGCAUUCUGAAGUGUCUUUAUACUCGCAAUUUCUCUUUUAUGCAGCAAUUCUUCUAUCCACGCUGCCAUGUGCCUCCAAAGGAAGUAACAGAAAGCACACUGGUCGGACUUCCAGCGGCAUCUACGGAUGAAUCCCUCAUGAAAGAAUGGGCCGACGCCGGAUUUGCCUGUGAGACUUUGUGGAACGCUAUACACUGCGGAAUUUGGACGAGUCCAGCCUUCGACCAUCUUCUCUUAAGCCCCAGCGUUGAUCUCAAUGAGCCGGAUCCAUAUUUUACUAGCCGAAGGCCAGAACUGGAGCAAAUUCCCCAUGCAUUCUUCAAGGACCUAUCUAGUGAGGGGCAAAAAGACCCUUUCAGACCAUCUCCGCGAAGUUCUGCAAGUCUUUCACCACAACAGGCCCAAGUCCAUACGGACUACCAAAUGCAAAUGAUGCUCUUGGAGCAGGAGAAUAAAAGAAGGUUGAUAUUGUCGCGAGAUCAGAAAGCCCUCUCUCCACAACAGGCCCAAAUCCUUACGGACUACCAAAUGCAAUUGAUGCUCUUGGAGCAGCAGAAUAAAAAAAGGUCGAUAUUGUCGCGAGAUCAGAAAGGCCUCCUUUCUUUCGCCAUAACAACCCGCAAUGCUCUGCUUUUGGAUACCCUGCUUCUCUGCCCGCGCGUCAACAUCAACUCCCAGGAUCACUAUGGCCGAACUCCGAUGAUGCUACUGAGUCAUGGUGGUAUUGAUCUCAACCUACGGGAUGCCGAAGGUAGGACGGCUAUAUUUUAUGCUGCACAGGGCGGAAAACCGGACAUCGUCCAGUUGCUCGUUGGAACGCAUAAAGUGGACUUUUCCAUCCAGAAUAAACAGGGUCAAACUGCUUAUAGCAGUUCACAAGAAGACGCUCCCACAGGGACGAUGCCUGCAAAGGCGUCGUCGAGCCCCACUCACAUGGCAAAGCUGCCGACUCUGACUACAACCAAGCAUGCUCCCAUCAAUACUAGUACGGAAACUUGCGGUCACCAGGGGACUGUGCCACAGCAUCAAGAAUCUGAAGAAUCGACUUCGACAAGAGGCACAGACACCACGACCACGUCCGCACGAGAUAGCCCAUCUUCAUCCCCAACAUCGACCCCUCCCACUCCCGAUACGUGCGAUGAGAACGAGGAGGCAAAGUCCGACGAUACCGGGGGUAACAUGCUAGUUGAGCGUGCUAUAGCCCUGAUUGCUGCUUAA